GUUGCAGAAGGCCAGGGGAGGGGCUAGGAUGUAUGGAAGCCAUGAUGCAGCAGCGUGCAGAGGGAGAGGGCCCCCUGGCCGGGGCUUUGUGUGCCGGGGUGGAGGCUGUGGUAGCAGGGACCUUCAGUGACUGUGUCUGGGUGUGAGGGUGAGACAGCUCUAGGCACCCCUGUGCUCAUUCAGCCACGCUGCCGCCGCUUUCUAUCAGAUGCUCCAAGUGCCUUAGACUGUCAGCAGACAGUGGUUGUAGGGUUAACUACUGACUUGGGGCGGGGGAGGGAAGGGGAGGCAUCGUGGGCGGUGCGCGCUCCAGGGACGCGUGCGCGCGCCCAGCAUUCCGUGCGAGCCAAAGGAAGGCAGAGGGACCGCGGAGCCAAGAGCACGCCCGUGCCGAGCCAGCGAGCGAGCGAGCGCUGGUGGAACCCGCAUAGAGGGAGCCGCAGAUUGAUCCCGCAAGAUGAAUACCCUGCUGUCCCGGGCCAACUCGCUGUUCGCCUUCACGCUGAGCGUCAUGGCGGCGCUUACCUUGGGCUGCAUCCUCACCACCGCCUUCAAAGACAGGAGCGCGCCCGUGCGCCUGCACGUCUCCAGGAUCCUGCUCAAAAAAGUGGAAGACUUCACUGGACCCAGGAAAAAGAGCGACCUGGGCUUCAUCACAUUCCACAUCUCCGCGGAUCUGGAGAAGACUUUCGACUGGAACGUCAAGCAGCUCUUCCUUUAUCUGUCGGCAGAAUAUUCCACCAAGAGCAACGCCGUGAACCAGGUGGUCCUCUGGGACAAGAUCCUUCUGCGAGGCGAGAACCCCAAGCUGAACCUGAAAGACGUCAAAAGCAAGUAUUUUUUCUUUGACGACGGGCACGGCCUCAAGGGAAACAGGAAUGUCACUUUGACGCUCUCCUGGCAAGUUAUACCGAUUGCUGGGAUCCUGCCUCUUGUGACUGGGUCUGGACGCGUGUCUGUCCCGUUUCCAGACUCGUAUGAAAUAGCCACGACUUUUUGAAGAAUUCUCUCUGCAUCGGAAAAGGGACAUCUGUGUACCUAAGGAAUCGUAUUUCUUUCAGCUUUUCCCUCAAGUCUUGGUGACUUCUCUUUUGUUUAUUUUAAAACGUGCUGGUUUUGUUCUGGGACUGGCUGAACUCUUCCUCGUGCUUCUCUGUGCCUAACAUAGAGACUGCAUUCAUUGAUCUUACUGUGGCAUUGGUUAUUACUCUUCCUCUGUAUAAGAAUUAACAUCAAAUUGUAUAGUUGGAGGGAAAGGCUAAUAGAGUUCUGGAACUUUAUUCUACAAACGAAACAACAAAAGAAGCUCACCAGAGUAGGUUAUUAUUAGACAGUUGGAUAAUGAGGACUGAAAAUAAUACACAGUUUUGUCAUAUUCCCUCCGUUAUUCCAUGUGAUAUACAAAAUUUGUUUGUGGAGAUUUUAAAAAUCAGGUGUGUUGGUAUUGUCAUAAUAACUGUAUUUUCUUCCUGACAUUCCUUGUAGGUUCACAUUGAAUGCCAUUUUCUUAUAUCUUCUAGGGUGUGUUUGAUUACAAGAAAAAUUGUGAUUUGUCUGACAUGCAAAAUAGUUAAACAUGAAUUAGAAUGAGAAUGUAUUCCCAUCUCAGAAAUCUUCCUGCUUUCCUUCCUUGCUAACAAACGUGACCAUUUAGUGAAUGUCUCUUGAGGCUGUAAAUGAUUAUACCUCACUUCAAGUCUCUUAAGUAAAUCAAAUGUGUGUCUUACAGUUGUUUCUCUACAAAGAGAAACUGUUACUCGUACUGUUACUGAAGAUUGAAAAUGUUUGCAUGCUUAACAUGAGAUGCGUAUGUUCUAGUAUGUUUAAUGCCCUUAAAUAAAUACUAACUGCUUAAAACUC
Molecule: messenger RNA, 1860 nt
Organism: Mastomys coucha (southern multimammate mouse)
Lineage: Eukaryota; Metazoa; Chordata; Mammalia; Rodentia; Muridae
Product: signal peptidase complex subunit 3
Exons: 2
Coding region: 458-1000 (180 amino acids)
Biological process (GO): protein targeting to ER
Cellular component (GO): membrane; signal peptidase complex
Source: RefSeq, a predicted model, not a curated record